Messenger RNA from Maniola jurtina (meadow brown), 2774 nucleotides. RefSeq names its product protein tumorous imaginal discs, mitochondrial-like (gene DnaJ-14). Gene Ontology annotation, cellular component: mitochondrion. Gene Ontology annotation, biological process: response to heat; mitochondrion organization; protein folding. Lineage: Eukaryota; Metazoa; Arthropoda; Insecta; Lepidoptera; Nymphalidae. Gene Ontology annotation, molecular function: heat shock protein binding; ATP binding. The record is from RefSeq and is a predicted model, not a curated record. The transcript has 11 exons. Bases 37 to 1701 code for a protein of 554 amino acids.
UUAUCUUCGAAUUGACAUUUCGAUUUUUCUUUCAAAAUGGCUCCGACCCAGAGUAUUAUUGGAUUUUUAAAUCCAAAAACUUUAAGUGCAGUUUUCACUAGUAAUAUAUCAAAAACGUCUUGCCGGUUUAUUCACAGAUGUAACUGCAACCAUUUGUUAGGAAGCCCCAUGGUUUCGGUUUCGGCAUUGGGACGUAAAAAUUUCAAGAAUAACAUCGAUGGUCCAAGACAUCGAAGUAUUCACACUACGAAUAGCCUAUACGCAAGAGUCGACUAUUAUAAAGUCCUCGGCGUCUCAAAGAACGCCUCUGCCAAAGAUAUUAAGAAAGCCUACUACCAACUUGCUAAGCAGUAUCACCCUGAUGCAAAUAAAUCGGACCCAGAAGCUUCUAGGAAGUUCCAAGAAGUCUCAGAAGCGUAUGAAAUUCUGUCAGAUGAAAACAAGCGUAAACAAUAUGACACAUAUGGGACAACCUCUGACAACAUGGGUAUGGGAGGCCCAGGAGGUACAGAGGGCUUCACACACCAAUGGCAGUACAAGUCCACCAUAGACCCUGAGGAGCUGUUCCGAAAGAUAUUUGGUGAUGCAGGGUUCAAGAGUGAGGCAUUCAGUGACUUUGCAGAAAGCCAGUUUGGCUUUGGCGCUUCUCAGGAAGUCAUCGUAAAUCUGCGAUUCACGGAGGCUGCCCGCGGCGUGAACAAAGACAUCAACAUAAACAUAAUAGACACCUGCCCUAAAUGUAUGGGCACAAGAUGCGAGCCGGGCACUAAGUCGAUCAAAUGCACCUAUUGCAAUGGCACUGGCAUGGAGACAUUCUCCCGAGGUCCAUUUGUGAUGCGCUCCACAUGUAGACAUUGCCACGGCACUAGGAUGCUAAUUAAGUUCCCUUGUGUUGAGUGUGAAGGAAAAGGACAGUCAGUACAACGCAAAAAAAUCACAGUGCCAGUGCCAGCGGGUGUGGAAGACGGUCAGACAGUGCGCAUGUCAGUUGGUAACUCGGAGAUCUUCGUCACCUUCAAAGUGGAGAGUUCUAGCUACUUCAAGCGGGAUGGACCAGAUGUUCACACUGAUUGUACUAUCUCCGUAUCUCAAGCACUUCUAGGCGGCACUGUGAGAAUACAAGGGCUGUAUGAAGACCAUACAUUACAGAUCGUCCCGGGCACGUCGUCUCACAGCACGAUCCGCUUGUCGCGGAAGGGCAUGAAGCGUGUGAGCCAGCACGGCUACGGCGAUCAUUAUGUCCAUAUCAAGAUACAGGUACCAAAGUCGCUGACCGAGAAGCAGAAAGCCCUCGUCUACGCGUACGCGGAGCUGGAGGAGGACACACCCGGACAAAUACAAGGUGUCUCCUACGACAGAGACGCAACAACCAAAAAAAGCGAAAGUCCGAAAGACUCCCAAACAAUUCACGAAGCCAAUCGCGAAUCUAACACCCGAGAGAAACCAGUGUGGACUUUCCUAGAUAGCAUGAUUGACACUUUCGAGAAAAAUAGAACCACUUUCCUCGUAGGCUUCUUUUCUUCCAUAAUAGCCUUUAUUAUGUUUGCCUCAAGCGAUGUGAAAGAUACUGUAGGGUUGCAAAAGUAUAUUGAUGAAAGUGAACGGUCUGAAAAAGAGUUACAAUAUCGGGAUGUACCUCUGGGAUAUAGAGAUACGGUACGCAAACAAAAAGAGCAGGACCCUGAGUUAUAUGAGGCAUAAAUAUUUAAUAAUAUUCGUAUAGUUUUUAGUGAGAUUAGUCACACAUCUGAUGUAUGAAAUUGCGAUCGUCACAAUCAACAGUUGCUUUAGAAAAAAGUAUUUUAAGCUGUAUGAUCUAGCAUGAACUUUAACAGCGACGAUUUAAUAAAUAAUCACAUUAUUAUUUAUAACUGACUGACGAUAAUAUUAUAGCCAGGUAAUUACAAGUUUGGUGAAAGAGGGGCGGUUGUUAUAUCUAUACUAAUAUGAUAAAGAGGUAAAGUUUGUGAGUUUGUUUGUAGAAAGUAAUCUCUGAAACUACUGAAGCGAUUUUGAACAUUCUUUCACCAAUAGAAAGCGGCAUUCUUCCUGAGUGACAUAGGCUAUAUUUUAUUUUAAGCACCCGUGCGAAGCUAGUAUGAAGUAAGAUUAAGACUGAGGUCUAUUAGACUAUACUCUGGCUUUGUCCUGACUGAAGAUACAGCUAAAAGGAGACAGAUAUAUUAGACAUUAUAUAGACACUAAGGAUGAGAUCUGUGAAUUUCGGUUAAAACGAGACAGAUUUAUGUCAGCGAUACAACGCUAUCUCGUUUUAAACAGUGUCUAAGUCUGUCUCAGCCAGGACAAGGUGACUCUUUGACCAGUCAAUUUAAUUGUUGACUUGUUUAUAACCAAAUAAGCUGAAUUUGUGGUAGUCAGCCAAUAGAAAGAAUUGCAAUAAUCGCAUUGAUUUUGAAAAUAUUUAGGAUAAUAAUGGUGUCUGUUCGAUUGUGUAUAUCUCUCUAAACAAAAGCUUUACAGGUCUUAUAGUAAUGCUAUCCUUUGAAUGAAGCUAUAGAAUGUUCCCCGCUGAAGAGGAUAGCACUAUUUAAGGAUCUGUCAAUUUAGAGAGUUGUGUACUAGCGAAUACGCACAAACAUUUGUAAAUAAAUAAAGGCAUUUAAUGCUUACUGUAGUUAUGUUAUUAAAAUAUGAACGCUUGUUAGUUAAUCCGUAAGGAUAUAGUAUGAUGGUUGUUGUUCUAUGUAAUAUAUUUAUGAAAUUGUAAAGGUGUAAAUAAUUUUCAGUAAUAUAUGAAAAUUUUGACAAUUUAA